Molecule: messenger RNA, 2057 nt
Organism: Elgaria multicarinata webbii
Lineage: Eukaryota; Metazoa; Chordata; Lepidosauria; Squamata; Anguidae
Gene: TAGLN2
Product: transgelin 2
Exons: 5
Coding region: 170-769 (199 amino acids)
Biological process (GO): actin filament organization
Cellular component (GO): actin cytoskeleton
Molecular function (GO): actin filament binding
Source: RefSeq, a predicted model, not a curated record
GCCCUUCAUUGCCGCUGACAUCAGCCUUAAAAGUGCGAGCUUGGGCGUGGAAGGGGAACGCCAGCCGCAGCCUGAUCCCUCCGGCGCCUCCAGCAACCCACCCCCCCGAGAGCCCAGCGGAGCCCAAUCUUUCCAGUCUUCAAAGUUGCACAACCCCCACACCGUCACCAUGGCCAACAGAGGACCCGCGUACGGGCUCAGCCGGGAGGUUCAGCAGAAAAUCGACAGGCAGUACGACCCUGAGCUGGAGCAAAUCUUGAUCCAGUGGAUCGCGGCCCAGUGCGGACCCGAGGUUGGGGAGCCGGAACCUGGCAAGGAAAACUUCCAGAAGUGGCUGAAGGAUGGCACGGUGCUCUGCAAACUUAUCAACAGCCUCUACCCAAAGGGGAAAGGGCCAGUGGCCAAGAUCCAAGGCUCAGCCAUGGCCUUCAAGCAGAUGGAGCAGAUAUCCCAAUUCCUGCGCGCAGCCGAAAGCUACGGCAUCCUCGCCACCGACAUCUUCCAGACGGUGGACCUCUGGGAAGGUAAAAACAUGGCCUGUGUGCAGAGGACCUUGAUGAACCUGGGAGGCUUGGCAGUCUCUAAGGGGGACGGAUUCUUCGCUGGAGACCCCAACUGGUUCCCAAAGAAGUCCCAGGAGAACCGCCGGGCCUUCUCAGACGACAAACUCAAGGAGGGCCAGAGCGUCAUUGGGCUGCAGAUGGGCACGAACCGGGGGGCGUCUCAGGCAGGCAUGACGGGUUACGGGAUGCCCCGCCAGAUCCUUUGAGCCCGGCCUGGCCCGCCCCCUCGAUCCGCCCCUUGCCUCCAGCGCCUCGUCUAAGAGAAUCUCUCCCAAUUGUGCUGCCGCCAGAAGUCUUAAAAGGGGGGUGAAUUGGUUCCUCAUUUCCCACCACCACCACCACGUCCACCAUUCCUGGGGUCUUCUCUCUUUUCCGGCUGCCCCUUUUUUAAUCCAAUUUUUUUUUAGAACCAAAUCCUCCCAUCUUGGAACACGCAACUGGACUAAAUGCCCACCCCAUCCCAUCCACUGCACCGCCCCACACGCCUAGUCUCCCGAAAUUAUCUUACAACUGUGGGUUUUUCUUUCUCUCUCUCUCUCUCUCUCUCACACACACACACACACACACAUCCACGACCGAACAUGUCUUAACAAUGCCGGGACCAAGAAAGCGGUAGGUGUCUUUGUUUUUUAAACUUCUCCCAAACUUCCAAAAUCCCACCGAUUGCGUGCCAAAAUGUUUUUUUCUAGUGGCCAAAUGCCUGCACACACACACAUCUCUCCUCACCCUUUUGAGGCCCAAUUCUGGGGCAUUUAAAAACCUGCUGUUCACAUUCCAUCCUCUGGCCUCUUAUGUUGAUCUUAUCUUUCGAAAAUGGCAGCUGUUCCGGACCAAAAAUACCCACUGCUCUACAGGACCCCGUCUUUGACAGUCUUACAAAGUGGCCUGCCAAGAAAACUGCACAUAGCUAUCUCUAGGAUCUUGGCUCUGGUGCUGCAAAUCUUUUAUUUUUGUAGUUAACCACUUCCUGUGACGUCUAGCUGGGACACACACACACACAUAUGUCAAAACCACCUGAUUGGGGUACAUCACGUUCUCCAAGCUGGUGUCCUCGGAUGCUGUGGAUUUCAGUGUCCAUCUGCCCCAGCCAGCAUGGCAAACUGUAGUCCCCAACAUCUGGAGCGCACCAGGUUGGAGAAGGCUAGGGUAGCAGCGUCUGGCAGGAUCUCUCCGGAAAGCAAAAGGUGACCUUCUUGGUGCUGGGUUCAAAUUCUCCCCUGCCGCUUAUCCGGAGUUGCUUUCCCUGUCAGGGCUUGGCUUCUUCGAAUCAGGUCACCAAUAGGAAAACGCGUUUGUUCUCCGCGGCUGUUUUCCCUGCCCGGAUGUGUUUUGCAGCCCAGCCUGUCUCUGCAAAACGUCCGCCGCCUCUUUUGGGCGGCUGCAAUUCUUGCAGGGCUAAACUCCUCAACUGUGUGGCAUUCUUACCUGUGGAAUGUACCCUGCCCCCAAGGUUAACUGAUAAGCAAUAAACAUGACUCAAUUCUUUGUUUAUAA